CGCCGGAAGCGCCCUCAGCGGCCCCGGAAGCGCUCGGGGCGGAGGGAGCGCGCAUGCGCCGGGGUGGGAGCGGGGACGCGCGCAGACUCUCCCUUUCUCUAGGAAGAGCUGAAGCCCAGAGGUCCUCACCAUGGAUUUCCAGCACCGCCCUGGGGGUAAAACGGGCAGCGGUGGCGUGGCCUCGGCCUCCGAGAGCAACCGGGACCGGCGGGAGCGGCUGCGGCAGCUGGCACUGGAAACCAUCGACAUCAACAAGGACCCAUAUUUUAUGAAAAAUCAUCUGGGCUCCUAUGAGUGCAAGCUCUGCCUGACGCUCCACAACAAUGAGGGGAGUUACUUAGCACAUACCCAGGGGAAGAAGCAUCAGACCAAUUUGGCCCGACGAGCAGCCAAGGAAGCCAAGGAAGCCCCUGCCCAGCCUGCCCCAGAGAAGGUCAAAGUGGAAGUGAAGAAAUUUGUGAAAAUUGGGCGCCCAGGCUACAAAGUGACCAAACAGAGAGACCCAGAAACAGGCCAGCAGAGCCUUCUCUUCCAGAUUGAUUACCCCGAGAUAGCUGAGAGCAUCAUGCCCCGGCACCGCUUCAUGUCAGCCUACGAGCAGCGCAUCGAGCCCCCAGACCGGCGCUGGCAGUACCUGCUGAUGGCAGCAGAGCCCUACGAGACCAUCGCCUUCAAGGUGCCAAGCAGAGAAAUUGAUAAAGCAGAGGGAAAGUUUUGGACUCACUGGAACAGAGAAACCAAACAGUUCUUCCUUCAAUUCCACUUCAAGAUGGAGAAGCCCCCGGCCCCCCCAAACCUCCCCCCAGGGCCCCCGACCGUCAAGCGGCCGCCGCCCCCUCCCCUGAUGAACGGGCUGCCCCCACGGCCCCCCCUGCCCGACUCCAUGCCCCCCCCUCCCCCUGGGGGCAUGGCCCUGCCCCCCAUGCCCCCCUCAGGGCCGGUGCCACCCCCACCAGUGCCCCCCCAGCUGCCCCCAGCGCCCGGGGUGCCCCCCCCCGCCCCUCUGCCCCCCAUGAUGCGGCCACCACUCCCCACGGAGGGGCCGGGCACCAUCCCCCCUCCCCCUCCCUCCAACUGAAGCCCCUCCUGGACUCCAUCCCGUGGGAUUUGUGUCUUUUUAACUGCAGCUCACCCCCGAUCCAGGGAGCAGUUCCUUUUUGUAUGUCUGGAAACCUGACUGAAUUCUGUAGAUUCAUUAAAAGGUUUUUGAUUUUC
Messenger RNA from Poecile atricapillus (Black-capped chickadee), 1215 nucleotides. RefSeq names its product splicing factor 3a subunit 2 (gene SF3A2). Gene Ontology annotation, cellular component: nucleus; U2-type prespliceosome; catalytic step 2 spliceosome. Gene Ontology annotation, biological process: spliceosomal complex assembly. Gene Ontology annotation, molecular function: zinc ion binding; nucleic acid binding. NCBI's taxonomy places the organism in Eukaryota, Metazoa, Chordata, Aves, Passeriformes, Paridae. The record is from RefSeq and is a predicted model, not a curated record. The transcript has 9 exons. Bases 131 to 1078 code for a protein of 315 amino acids.